Manihot esculenta (cassava) is the source of this 3965-nucleotide messenger RNA. RefSeq names its product probable LRR receptor-like serine/threonine-protein kinase IRK. NCBI's taxonomy places the organism in Eukaryota, Viridiplantae, Streptophyta, Magnoliopsida, Malpighiales, Euphorbiaceae. Bases 643 to 3534 code for a protein of 963 amino acids. The transcript has 2 exons. Gene Ontology annotation, molecular function: protein binding; protein kinase activity; ATP binding. The record is from RefSeq and is a predicted model, not a curated record. Gene Ontology annotation, cellular component: plasma membrane. Gene Ontology annotation, biological process: protein phosphorylation; hormone-mediated signaling pathway.
ACCUCUGUCCCCUCUUUACUCUCUCUUUCACUCUCUCUCUCUCAGUGUCACUGCUCGCCCAUACUUGCCGGCGACUCUCACCGGAAUUUGGCUAACCAUAUAAGUCUCAGACAUGGCUUGAGAUUCCACUGUGUUUGGAGCUUAAUUUAUAGUCUGAGAUUGAGGCUUGUCUCAAGUUCUUCUCAUUGUUCUCCUCAAGUCCUCGAAACCCAGCAGAAAGGGCAAGACUUUGUUUCUGCAGAAAAUUCUGGGUUUUUAGACUUGCCUCUUAUUGAGAAAAUCAUAAUCUUCUUUUUCAUUUUAUCGUUUGGGCUUCAUUCUUUUGGUCUCUCAUUUAGCUCGCAAAAGUUCUCUUUUUGGUGUUUUUAGAGUUCCUUCUUUGUCUCUUCUUGUUGUAUCUCUGGUCCAAAUCUAGCCGUUGAAAAGAAAAACAGAGAACCCUUUUUGACAUUUUCCAUUAUUUGGUUUGAAAUUGUUGGUAGAGUGGUAGUGUGUUUAGCUUUUGAACCCAGCAAUCACUUGGUUUUAGCUUCUGUUGUUCUUCUAUAUAUAUAUAAAUAUAUAUACUUGUUUUUAGCUAAAACUUCAAUGGGUUUGAAGUGAUUCUUUGCAUUCCUUGUUAAACCAGAAAAGGAGCUUGCCAUGGUGAAAAGAAAGGAGCUGUUGAUAAGCUUAUUAGCUUUGCUGGUUUUUGUUUCACGGUGUGUGGGAUCUCUAAACCCGUCGCUAAAUGACGAUGUGUUGGGUCUAAUUGUAUUCAAAGCGGACCUGCAAGAUCCAAAAGGAAAGCUUUCGUCUUGGAACCAAGAUGAUGAUUCUCCCUGCAACUGGGUCGCAGUCAAAUGCAACCCAAGAUCCAACAGGGUUACCGAGCUCACGCUUGACGGCUUCUUUCUUUCGGGUCGAAUUGGGCGUGGCCUCUUACAGCUUCAGUUCCUCCGCAAACUUUCACUGGCCAGAAAUAACCUGACUGGCAGCAUUAGCCCCAAUAUUGUUCGCCUUGAAAACCUUAGAAUCAUUGAUUUGAGCGAGAACAGUCUCUCUGGGCCGAUCCCAGAUGAAUUUUUUAAGCAAUGUGGGUCUUUAAGAUCCGUUUCUUUGGCCAGGAACAAGUUUUCAGGGAAGAUUCCUGCUUCUUUGAGCUUGUGUGCUACUCUUGCAUCUAUAAAUUUGAGUUCAAAUCAGUUUUCAGGGUCUUUACCCUCUGGGAUUUGGGGUUUGAGCGCUCUCAGGUCGCUUGAUUUGUCUAAUAAUUUGUUGGAGGGUGAGAUUCCUAAAGGGAUAGAAGCUUUGAACAAUCUGAGAGCUAUUAACUUGAGUAAAAAUCAGUUUACUGGGGAGUUUCCUGGUGGGAUAGGAAACUGCUUGUUAUUGAGGUCUAUCGAUUUGAGUGAUAAUUCGAUUUCUGGGUACCCUCCUGAGACAAUGCAGCAGCUUAGCUUGUGCAGUUAUCUGAGCUUGAGCAACAACCUGUUAGCUGGUGAUUUUCCUAGCUGGAUUGGAGAAAUGAAACGCCUUGAGACUCUAGAUCUUUCUGGGAAUAGAUUCUCUGGUCAGGUUCCAAGUUCUAUCGGGAAUCUUCAAUCACUGAAGGUAUUAAACUUAUCUGCUAAUGGUUUAAGUGGGAACUUGCCGGAAUCUAUGGCCAAUUGUGGAAACCUUUUGGCUUUAGAUGUCAGCAGGAAUUCAAUGAGUGGUGACCUUCCUGCAUGGAUCUUUGGCUUGGGAUCCGAGAAAGUUAAAAAUUUGGAGAACAAGCUUGGGAGUUUAAACUCCGUUCCAAAGCUUCAAGUUUUAGAUUUAUCAGAGAAUGAGUUUUCUGGUAAAAUUUCAUUCUCUGUUGAGGUUUUGAGCAGCUUACAGUUCUUGAAUCUAUCUGGGAACUCUCUUGUGGGUCCUAUUUCUGGGACUAUUGGAGAGUUGAAGGAAUUGUAUGUUCUUGAUUUGAGUGAGAAUGGGCUAAAUGGGAGCAUUCCUCGAGAAUUAGGAGGAGCAUUUUCUUUGAAGGAGCUGAGGCUGGAGAGGAACUUACUCACAGGGCAAAUUCCUAGUUCGGUUGGGAACUGUUCUUCUCUAACAACUUUGAUCCUAUCUCGAAACAACUUGACUGGACAAAUACCUGCAGCAAUAGCAAAACUUACAAGCCUACAAGAUGUGGACCUGUCAUUUAACAGCCUCACUGGUGGUUUACCCAAGCAGUUGGCUAAUCUUCCCAAUCUCUCCACCUUCAACAUUUCCCAUAACAAGUUGCAAGGUGAACUACCCGCUGGCGGCUUCUUCAACACCAUAUCGCCCUUUUCUGUCGUUGGCAAUCCAUCCCUCUGUGGUGCUGCAGUCAACAAGUCUUGCCCUGCAGUCCUUCCGAAGCCCAUUGUUCUCAACCCAAACUCUUCCUCCAACUCUGCUCCUGAUGUGCUUCCUGAAAAUCUUGGUCACAAAAGAAUCAUCCUAAGCAUAUCUGCUCUUAUUGCCAUUGGUGCAGCUGCUGUCAUUGUUGUUGGAGUUAUUGCUAUCACUGUGCUUAAUCUCCGCGUUCGCUCAUCAACAGUACGAUCUGCACCUGCUCAGACAUUAUCCAUGGGCGAUGUUUUCAGCCAUUCCCCCACUACAGAUGCUAAUUCUGGCAAGCUUGUCAUGUUUUCAGGUGAUCCCAACUUCAGCACUGGAACACAUGCUCUGCUCAACAAGGAUUGUGAACUUGGGCGUGGUGGGUUUGGAGCAGUCUAUCGGACUGUUCUUCAAGAUGGGCAUCCAGUUGCCAUCAAGAAGCUCACUGUCUCCAGUCUUGUCAAGUCCCAAGAAGAUUUUGAGAGGGAGGUUAAGAAAUUGGGAAAAGUUAGGCACCAAAAUCUUGUGGCACUUGAAGGUUAUUACUGGACACCAUCCUUGCAGCUUUUGAUAUAUGAAUUUGUCUCUGGUGGGAGUUUGUACAAGCAUCUCCAUGAGGCAUCAGGCGGAAAUUUUCUUUCAUGGAAUGAGAGGUUCAAUAUAAUUCUUGGGACAGCAAAGAGCCUGGCUCAUUUGCACCAAUCAAACAUCACCCACUACAACAUAAAAUCAAGCAAUGUCCUUAUUGACAGUUCUGGUGAACCAAAAGUAGGAGAUUUUGGCUUGGCAAGGUUGUUACCAAUGCUAGACCACUAUGUUUUAAGCAGUAAGAUUCAGAGUGCACUAGGGUACAUGGCACCCGAGUUUGCUUGCAGAACAGUAAAGAUAACCGAGAAAUGUGAUGUGUAUGGCUUUGGAGUUUUGGUACUGGAGGUUGUUACUGGCAAGAGACCUGUUGAGUACAUGGAAGAUGAUGUAGUGGUGCUUUGUGACAUGGUCAGAGGAGCAUUGGAGGAAGGAAGGGUGGAAGAAUGUGUUGAUGAAAGGCUCCAAGGCAAUUUCCCAGUUGAUGAGGCAGUUCCAGUAAUGAAAUUGGGAUUGAUUUGCACUUCACAAGUGCCAUCAAACAGGCCAGAUAUGGGAGAGGUGGUAAAUAUAUUGGAGCUCAUCAGAUGCCCUUCAGAAGGACAAGAAGAGUUGGGAUGAAUAUGAAGCUAUUUUUUAAAAAAAAUUAAGACUCAAGGAUUUACAAUGGGUUAUCCGGCGAAGAGGAAUCCGGUUUGUUCAGUUGAUCAAAGAGGAGAAAUUUCAUUGUUGGUUCUUUUUCUGUUUCUUUUUCUUGUAAUGGUUCUUGUCUUGUUUAUUUUCAGUUUAUGCUCGUAGUUUCUUCUCAAUGUUACAGUUAGAUUACCGGAUUCCUUUUCACCGGCUUCCGAUUUGGGAACCUUUUGGAUAUUAUUACUACUAAUCUUCAUCUUCCACUAGGUUUUGCUUUUGUUUCUAGUUAUUAGCUGAUAGUAGCAUUGGUUUCUGACUGAUUUUGCAAGGCACAUAGCCUUCAACCUGUUUAUGACUUGCACUGUAAAUCAUUCAGGCUCUUUGAUUUAAGCUUCCAAGUAGAUUUCUUGUUUCUGGCC